Talaromyces amestolkiae is the source of this 9822-nucleotide messenger RNA. RefSeq lists its product as uncharacterized. The transcript is spliced from 2 exons. The coding region runs from base 1 to 9822 and encodes 3273 amino acids. Gene Ontology annotation, biological process: spliceosomal tri-snRNP complex assembly; mRNA splicing, via spliceosome. Gene Ontology annotation, cellular component: U5 snRNP; catalytic step 2 spliceosome. Gene Ontology annotation, molecular function: U1 snRNA binding; U6 snRNA binding; U2 snRNA binding. Lineage: Eukaryota; Fungi; Ascomycota; Eurotiomycetes; Eurotiales; Trichocomaceae. The record is from RefSeq and is a predicted model, not a curated record.
AUGGCUUCGCUUCCACCUCCUCCCCCUCCAGGAUGGGGCCCAGCUCCUCCUCCUUCAAUGCCUUCGGCACCUCCGCCACCCGGAUAUCGACCUCCCGCCGACCCCAAAGUCGCAAAGUUCGCCCAGAAAAAGACAGAAUGGUUGAGGACUCAGCGCAACAGGUUUGGCGAAAAGAGGAAGGGCGGUUUCGUCGAGUCUCAGAAGACUGACAUGCCGCCUGAGCAUCUGAGAAAGAUUGUCAAGGAUAUUGGUGAUGUGUCGCAGAAAAAGUUCAGCACCGACAAGCGCAGUUAUUUGGGAGCUUUGAAGUUCAUGCCUCAUGCUGUUCUUAAGCUACUUGAGAAUAUGCCUAUGCCUUGGGAGUCAGCUCGUGAGGUUAAGGUCUUGUACCAUGUAAACGGUUGUCUUACUCUUGUCAACGAAAUACCGCGAGUCAUCGAGCCUGUUUUCCAUGCUCAGUGGGCGACCAUGUGGGUUUGCAUGAGAAGAGAAAAGGCAGACCGACGCCAUUUUAAACGUAUGCGCUYCCCGCCAUUCGACGACGAAGAACCGCCACUCUCAUGGUCCGAGAACAUUGAGGAUGUUGAACCUUUGGAACCUAUACAGAUGGAGUUGGAUGAGACUGAAGAUGCCGCAGUUUACGAGUGGUUCUACGACCACAGACCUCUUCUUGAUACGCCUCAUGUGAACGGACCGAGUUAUAAAAAAUGGAAUCUAUCGCUACCUCAAAUGGCAACUCUUUAUCGAUUGAGCCAUCAGCUAUUGAGUGAUGUGGUAGACAAAAAUUACUUCCACAUGUUUGAACUAAACAGCUUCAUCACAGCCAAAGCUUUGAAUGUGGCCAUGCCCGGAGGACCUCGAUUCGAGCCUCUAUACAAGGAUAUCGACCCGAACGAUGAGGACUUUGGCGAAUUCAAUGCGAUUGACCGAAUCAUUUUCCGCUCUCCUAUUCGCACAGAAUACCGUGUGGCGUUCCCUUACCUUUAUAACUCUCUUCCACGAAGUGUCAAGCUCUCGUGGUAUUCGCACCCUCAAGCCGUUUAUGUUCGAUCUGAUGAUCCCAACCUUCCAGCCUUCUACUUUGACCCUGUCAUUAACCCGAUCUCCUCACGAUCUGUCGCGCCAAAGAAUAUCACCAUCUCUCACGAAGAUGAGAUUUUCGGUGAGGGCAACAAUGAGGAUGAUGACUUUGAGCUUCCAGGCGAUGUCGAGCCUUUCUUAGCGGACGAAGAGCUAUACAACAGCGAUACCGCAUCUGCCAUUGCCCUUUUGUGGGCUCCUUAUCCAUUUGACCGCCGUUCCGGUAAAAUGGUUCGCGCUCAAGAUGUGCCAUUGGUGAAGCAAUGGUACCUCGAGCACUGCCCACCGGGCCAGCCUGUCAAGGUCCGGGUCUCGUACCAGAAGCUUCUGAAAACAUAUGUUCUCAACGAGCUGCAUAAGGCCAAGCCCAAAGCUCACAACAAACAAAAUCUUCUGAGAACGCUCAAGGGUACCAAGUUUUUCCAGACUACGACGAUUGACUGGGUUGAAGCAGGUCUUCAGGUCUGCAGACAAGGAUUCAACAUGCUGAACCUGCUUAUUCACCGAAAGAACUUAACUUAUCUCCACCUUGAUUACAACUUCAAUCUCAAACCAGUGAAAACUUUGACCACGAAAGAACGAAAAAAGUCUCGUUUUGGUAAUGCUUUCCAUCUUAUGCGAGAGAUCUUGCGCUUGACAAAGUUGAUUGUCGAUGCCCAAGUGCAGUACCGACUCGGCAAUAUCGACGCUUUCCAGCUCGCUGACGGUAUCCUUUACGCUUUCAAUCAUGUCGGUCAAUUGACUGGUAUGUACCGUUACAAGUACAAGUUAAUGCAUCAAAUUCGAUCUUGCAAGGAUUUGAAGCAUUUGAUCUACUACCGUUUCAACUCCGGUCCGGUCGGCAAAGGUCCAGGUUGUGGUUUCUGGGCUCCGGCAUGGCGAGUUUGGUUGUUCUUCAUGCGUGGAAUCAUCCCAUUGCUUGAAAGAUGGCUUGGUAAUUUGCUUUCUCGUCAAUUUGAGGGUCGUCAUAGCAAGGGUGUUGCUAAGACUGUGACAAAGCAACGUGUGGAGUCUCACUUCGACUUGGAAUUACGUGCUUCAGUCAUGGCUGAUCUCAUUGAUAUGAUGCCCGAAGGUAUCAAGCAGAAUAAGGUUAAUACGGUUCUGCAACAUCUGUCCGAAGCAUGGCGCUGCUGGAAGAGUAAUAUUCCUUGGAAGGUGCCAGGUCUUCCGGCUCCUAUCGAAAAUAUCAUCCUCCGAUACGUUAAAGCCAAGGCUGAUUGGUGGAUUUCUGUCGCCCACUACAAUCGUGAGAGGAUCCGGCGGGGUGCUACUGUUGACAAAACAGUCGCAAAGAAGAAUUUGGGACGUCUGACACGAUUGUGGUUGAAGGCGGAACAAGAGCGACAGCAUAAUUACCUCAAAGACGGCCCAUAUGUGUCGUCCGAAGAAGCUGUUGCCAUAUAUACCACAACUGUUCACUGGUUGGAGUCUCGAAAGUUCUCACCUAUUCCCUUCCCCAGUGUGUCUUACAAGCAUGACACAAAGAUUCUGAUCCUGGCUCUUGAACGUUUGCGCGAGUCUUACUCGGUCAAAGGCCGUCUCAAUCAGAGUCAGCGUGAGGAACUUGCCCUCAUCGAACAGGCUUAUGACUCUCCUGGAACUACAUUGGCCAGAAUCAAGCGUUUCUUGCUGACACAGCGAGCGUUUAAGGAGGUAGGAAUCGACAUGAACGACAACUACAGCGAUAUAAAUCCCGUUUACGACGUCGAACCAAUCGAAAAGAUUACGGAUGCUUAUCUGGACCAGUAUCUGUGGUACCAAGCUGAUCAACGUCAUCUGUUUCCCUCUUGGAUCAAGCCUUCUGAUUCUGAGGUUCCACCUCUGUUGACUUACAAAUGGGCUCAAGGAAUCAACAACUUGUCCAACGUCUGGGAAACCGCUGAUGGCGAGACGAAUGUUAUGAUUGAGACCAAGCUGUCAAAGGUUUACGAAAAGAUUGAUUUGACUCUGCUUAACCGACUUCUUCGUUUAAUCAUGGACCACAAUUUGGCCGAUUACAUUACUUCCAAGAACAACGUACAGUUGAACUACAAGGACAUGAACCAUACGAAUAGUUACGGUUUGAUUCGAGGUCUUCAAUUCUCUGGUUUCGUAUUCCAGUACUACGGCUUAGUCAUCGAUCUCCUUCUUUUGGGUCUUCAACGAGCAACUGAAUUGGCUGGCCCUCCUCAGAGUCCAAACGACUUUUUGCAGUUCAAGGACCGUGCUACUGAGACCCGGCACCCUAUCCGUCUCUACACCCGUUACGUCGACAAGAUCUGGGUUUUCCUCCGUUUCAGCGCAGAUGAAUCUCGAGACCUUAUACAGCGGUUCUUAACGGAACAACCAGAUCCCAACUUCGAAAAUGUGAUCGGCUACAAGAAUAAGAAGUGUUGGCCACGUGACUCAAGAAUGCGUCUCAUGCGUCACGAUGUCAAUCUCGGACGAGCUGUUUUCUGGGAUUUGAAGAAUAGGUUGCCGCGAUCUAUUACUACCAUUGAAUGGGAUGAUACGUUCGCCAGUGUGUACAGCAGGGACAACCCAAAUUUACUCUUCUCUAUGUGUGGUUUCGAAGUCCGCAUACUUCCGAAAAUCCGCAAUCAGAACGAAGAAUUCCCUGUGAAAGACAGUGUUUGGUCUCUUGUGGACAACACGACUAAGGAGCGCACUGCAUAUGCCUUCCUUCAAGUCACAGAAGAAGAUAUCCAGAAGUUUAAUAACCGCAUUCGUCAAAUCCUUAUGUCUUCUGGCUCGACGACAUUCACCAAAAUUGCCAACAAAUGGAAUACCGCUUUGAUCGCUCUCUUCACCUACUACCGUGAGGCUGCUGUGUCAACCGUGAACCUUCUUGAUACGAUUGUGAAGUGCGAAACCAAGAUCCAGACACGAGUCAAGAUAGGCUUGAACUCCAAGAUGCCUUCCAGAUUUCCUCCGGCGGUCUUCUACACACCCAAGGAGUUGGGUGGUCUUGGAAUGAUUUCUGGUUCUCACAUUCUUAUUCCUGCAAGCGACAAGCGAUGGUCUAAGCAAACUGAUACCGGUGUUACUCAUUACCGUGCGGGUAUGUCGCAUGACGAGGAGACAUUGAUUCCCAACAUCUUCCGGUACAUCAUUCCUUGGGAGGCGGAGUUCAUUGACUCGCAACGAGUAUGGAUGGAAUAUUCUCAGAAGAGACAGGAGGCUAAUCAACAAAACCGACGCCUGACAUUGGAGGAUUUGGAGGAUAGCUGGGAUCGCGGUCUUCCGCGUAUCAACACGCUGUUCCAGAAGGACCGAAGCACCUUGAGUUUCGACAAAGGUUUCCGUGCUAGAACCGAGUUCAAGAUCUAUCAGAUCAUGAAGAGCAACCCAUUCUGGUGGACCAGUCAGAGACACGAUGGCAAACUCUGGAACCUGAACGCUUACCGCACCGACGUGAUACAAGCACUGGGUGGUGUUGAGACCAUCCUUGAGCACACCCUGUUCAAAGCAACGGCUUUUCCAUCAUGGGAGGGCCUAUUUUGGGAGAGAGCGUGUCUCGCCAAUGGGACGCGUCUCCUCCGGUACGACCAUACGGAAGUCCAAGUCCAGGAUGUGAAAGAGGGAGACUUGCUUCUGGGACCGGACGGAGGUCCAAGACGCGCUUUCAACAUCGUCCAUGGUCGCGAACGUCUCUUCCGAAUUAAGCUCGGUGGACGAAAGGAGGACCUGGUCGUCACGUCCAACCACAUUCUAGUCCUCCACCGGUCCAGUCACGCCAGAAACGUCUAUUCUGGACCGUCCAUUCGAGGGCAUGCUCAACGGUUUGGAGACAGAUUUGGAGAGCUCCCCGUCCCGAGUUCCAGUCCAGCUGCCGCCGACCGUCCAAACAAUGUGACGAAACAGCGUGGAGACUUCACGUCCGCUUUGAAGAGUGCCAUUGCCUGGAUUCUUAGUGCGGAGCGGAGUGGAACCGGAGCCAAUGUCAUCCGGAACGUCCUGAAUGGAACCAUUGGACUUACGUCACUUCCGGAGUCCUAUCAAGUCAAGAAUCCGCAGGAAAAAGGGACGUAUUUCACAUACGCCUGGGGCAAUCCGAAUCGGACGAAUCAAAAAGGCCAUCCGAAGUUCCCUCCUGUCUUCCUAUCGUCCAAAUCCGCUUGUUUCGAGGCGGCUGUAGCAAAGAGUCGCGAGCUUCAUGCUAAUGACGAAGUCACUCUGGCCACACUCCGUCAACGAUUCCUUGCUAAGUCCGCUAAUGGAAAGGGUGGAGAAAUCCGGGUGGACGCGAACUUGCCCAACCUCUUCCUUCUCUGGAAUAAAAACGGAUCCAGUCUGAAAUUCCGGGUGUACUGUUCUCGGGACUACAAGAAGUACUCGCGUGCCUACGCUUUCGAGGCUUUACCAAGUUCGGACUCCGAGCAGCAAGUGGACGAGGACGUGGACGACCUGCCUGAGGUGUCGGCUGCUGAGCGCUACGAGACGGUUGAGAUGACUGCCGCGGACUUUGCUGCCCUUAGUCCAAAAGAAAGAAGUCUGUAUCGAGUCUUCCGAUCUCCUGGUUACGAUUUGCCUCACCAAGAGGUUCCGGUCGACCCAUAUUUCCUUGGACUGUGGCUUGGGGACGGAAGUCGUGCAAACACUACGAUAACCAACAACCACGAAGCGCCAGUCCGUGAAUUCCUCCAGAAUCACGCCGCCGAACUGGACAUGCACCUUUCCCAUUACGCCCCUCUGGCGUAUGCGACUGUAGCUCGUCAGACUGGCCACCAGACCGGUGUUUUCCCUCCAGCUACCGAGGAAGAGGUCAAUCGUCCACUUCGUCGCCAGGCGAGACAGACUUUGCGGAAGCAGCGCCUUGCUGCUCUGGACUCUGGUCGUCCUCGAGCGUCCACUCCGCCCCUUGAUCUGGAAUCGGAAGUUCAGGUGAAAAGGUACAUGUCUUCCAGUGUGGAGAGUACUCCUCGUCAUAAGCGUCAAGCCGUUCUUGUGUCCCGGAGUGUGUCGCGAGCGCCUAGCUCACUUGCGUACGAGGUGUCUCUUCCGGAAGACGACAUUUCGGUCGUCCCAGAGUCUAUAGGCAACGAUUCUCAACUGGAAAGCAGACGCUUCGAUUCCGAUCUAGUUCUAAACUCUACUUCUGACGCCGAGUCCACUCCGGUUCCCACCUCCCAGCCCAUUUCGAUUCCUAGGUCUGAUCCAGUUUCCUGGUCCGUGUCUGUCGUCCAGUCCUCCCCAGAUUCUGAUUCGGAUGCUGUUUUUGAGCCAUCUCAAGAGGAUCCCGAGUCUGCGUCCGAUUCCGAUUCCGGUUCUAUCCAUGAGUCCAUUCCGGAUAACGCUACAGAGUUCGGAUUUCCUGGACUGCCAGAAACAGAUAUUCCAGAUAUCUUGUCUCAACUUAGCAUGGAUUCGGAACUCGUCCAGCUUGCUGCACAGGUGGAGCAGGCGGAGCAGUCCAAGGACCGCAUCUCCAGCCAGAGCUCAACGAAGGACGUCCUGGAUGGUCCGCUGGAAGAUUUGAAACUUGAUCUUGACAUGUUCGAGACCGAGAGUGAGGAUGAGGACAGCGAUGACGAUGACGAAGAUGGGCCUGCUAUGGAGUCUGGUAAUCCAGCUGACGUCCGUUUUGGCGGCAAGAGAGACAGUAAACCGUCCGAGCCAUCUGUCCCUGGACUUCCUGGUCGUCGACGCCUCCAUCGUCUAAAAACCGGUUGCCGAGCCUAUGGGGAGCUGGACGCGGACGAGGAAGAGCAGCUUGUAAGCGAGAUCGUCCACGAAAGUCACUGUGGUUCCGUGAAUCCCCUUCUGGAUGCGCUCAGGGAGCUGAAAGUCAGUACCCGUGAAACCGGUCCCACCAACGACACCAAGCAUAUUCCUCAAGUUUACUUGAAGAACUCUCGGCCCGUCCGCCUUGCUGUCCUUGCCGGACUCAUUGACAGUGAUGGCUGGUACGUCUUUCCGGAAAACAUGAUAGGCUUUGCCCAGAGUGAGAAAUGGCACAAGAGGCUUUUUUGGGAUGUCGUCGGCUUGGCACGGUCUCUAGGAUUCAGCGUUUGGACGAAGCGGAGGAUGAUGUGGGUCCCUUCUCGCAAGAUACGGACGCCUUUGCUCGUCGCCCAGAUCUUCGGAAACCUGGUUGAGAUUCCCUGUCUCCUUGCCCGUAAGAAAGCUUCGGAGCGUUACAUCCCGCAAAUGCAUAGCUUCAUGAUCAAGGAUAUCUCUCUGGAACCAGUUGAGACAGCCUGGUCCGGUUUCCGGGUGGACAAAGAUCAGCUUUACUUGCGCCAUGAUUAUCUGGUCUUACACAACAGCGGUUUUGAAGAAUCGAUGAAGUUUAAGAAGCUCACCAACGCCCAGCGUUCCGGUCUUAACCAAAUCCCAAAUCGUCGAUUCACUCUGUGGUGGUCCCCGACAAUCAACCGAGCCAAUGUCUAUGUUGGUUUCCAAGUCCAGUUGGAUUUGACUGGUAUCUUCUUGCACGGAAAGAUCCCCACGCUUAAGAUCUCCCUGAUUCAGAUAUUCCGUGCGCAUUUAUGGCAAAAGAUCCAUGAGUCCGUCGUUAUGGAUCUUUGUCAGGUCUUUGAUCAGGAAUUGGAAGCUCUUGGUAUUGAGGCUGUCCAGAAGGAAACCAUUCAUCCUCGUAAGUCAUACAAGAUGAACAGCUCCUGCGCAGACAUUCUGUUAUUCGCGACAAAUAAAUGGAAUGUUACUCGGCCAUCUCUACUUUUCGACACCAAAGAUGUCAUUGAGCCAACAACAACAAACAAGUUCUGGCUUGAUGUUCAGCUUCGAUAUGGCGACUAUGAUUCUCACGACAUUGAACGUUACACACGCGCGAAGUACCUCGAUUAUACAACAGACAGUAUGAGUAUCUAUCCAUCUGCUACUGGUUUGAUGAUUGGUAUCGAUCUGGCCUACAAUCUUUACUCAGCUUAUGGCCAAUACUUCCCCGGUUUGAAGGCGCUUGUUCAGCAAGCGAUGGCCAAGAUCAUGAAGGCAAAUCCGGCUUUGUAUGUGUUACGUGAACGUAUCCGCAAGGGUCUGCAACUCUAUGCUUCUGAGAACAACCAAGAGUUCCUCAACUCUCAGAACUAUUCCGAGCUAUUUAGUCCUCAGAUCCAGCUCUUUAUCGAUGACACAAACGUUUAUCGUGUCACGAUCCACAAGACCUUUGAAGGUAACUUGACGACCAAGCCAAUCAACGGUGCCAUUUUUAUCUUCAACCCUCGUACCGGUCAACUGUUUUUAAAGAUCAUUCACACAAGUGUUUGGGCUGGUCAGAAGCGUUUGGGUCAAUUGGCAAAAUGGAAAACAGCAGAGGAAGUUGCAGCGCUUAUUCGUUCGUUGCCUGUUGAAGAACAACCUAAACAGCUUAUUGUCACCCGAAAGGGCCUUCUUGACCCUCUUGAAGUUCACUUGCUCGAUUUUCCUAACAUUUCCAUCCGUGCAUCUGAGCUUCAACUUCCGUUUCAAGCUGCCAUGAAGGUCGAGAAGCUCGCAGAUAUGAUUCUCAGAGCAACGGAGCCGCAGAUGGUCUUAUUUAACCUUUACGAUGAAUGGUUGAAAUCCAUCUCGCCCUACACUGCCUUCUCCCGAUUGAUCUUAAUUCUUCGUGCACUUCACGUCAACACUGACAAGACCAAGAUUAUUCUUCGACCAGAUAAGACCGUCAUCACUCAGGAACAUCAUAUUUGGCCGACACUUUCAGAUGACGACUGGAUCAAGGUUGAAGUUCAGUUGCGUGACUUGAUCUUGAACGAUUAUGGAAAGAAGAACAACGUCAAUGUUCAGAGUUUGACCAGCAGUGAAGUCAGAGAUAUCAUUCUUGGUAUGGAGAUCAGUGCACCUUCGUUGCAACGCCAGCAAGCAGCAGAGAUCGAGAAGCAGCAAGAGGAUCAGAAACAGCUUACAGCUGUUACUACCAAGACACAGAAUGUUCGCGGUGAAGAGAUAAUUGUGACAACCACCUCACAAUAUGAACAGCAAUCGUUUGCUUCAAAGACGGAAUGGCGAACUCGCGCUAUUGCUACAUCUAACCUUCGUACUCGCGCCAACAAUAUCUACAUCUCAUCUGAUGACAUUCGUGAAGACGGUCUAUACACAUAUGUCAUGCCCAAGAAUAUUCUGAAGCGCUUCAUUAUGAUUGCCGAUCUUCGAGUCCAGGUAGCCGGUUAUCUUUAUGGUAGAUCGCCACCUGACAACGACCAAGUCAAGGAGGUUCGCACUAUUGUUAUGAUACCUCAGGUCGGCAAUACCCGUGAUGUCCAGCUCCCGCAACAGCUGCCUCAACAUGAGUACCUCAAUGGUUUAGAACCAUUGGGUGUCAUUCAUACUAUUUCGGGCAACGAGCCAUCAUAUAUGACUGCACAGGAUGUUACUCAGCACGCACGUCUCAUGAACGAACAUCCAUCAUGGGACAAGAAGACAGUGACCAUGACCGUGUCCUUCACUCCUGGAUCAGUCUCUCUUGCAGCAUGGGCCUUGACUCCUCAGGGCUACAAAUGGGGCGCCGAGAACAAAGACACUAGCUCAGACCAGCCACAAGGCUUCUCCACAAGCAUGGGUGAUAAAUGUCAGCUAUUGCUAAGUGACAAGAUCCGCGGAUACUUUCUGGUGCCUGAAGACAACGUGUGGAACUACAGCUUCAUGGGUAGCUCGUUCAGCAGUGUCGAGAAGCGACCUGUCUAUGUCAAGAUUGAUACGCCUCUUCGGUUCUACGAUGAUCAGCACCGUCCUCUGCACUUCCAGAACUUUGCUGAGUUGGAGGAUAUUUGGGUUGAUCGUUCUGAUAACUUCGCCUAA